AUGGAAUUGUACUUUACAAGUUUUGGCACAACAAAAAAGGAUGCACUAAAAUGGGUAAAAAGAGAGGAAAAUUGUUUCGAGGGUGAUAGCGUGUCAACCUGCGAAUUUCUCGAUACUUAUGACGAAUUCAUACAGAUCGCAUCUGGAUUAACCACAGAUGUUGGUUACGCAACAAAUCCCUCGUGCAUAUUAACACAGGAAUAUAAAGAUGAUAAAGCAAUAACUGAAAGAAAUGUUCAGUACACCUGGAAAAUCGUUCAAGAAAUUAUACGUAAAGGGAAAGCGCUGCCAUCGAGGUUUGGCAAUGCGCCCUUAGUGGUUCAUUUUGCAAUAGCGAUAAACUCUGUGAAUUCGAAUCGCCUGGAUAUUAUACACAGUGUUGUGAUAAAAAUGAGAAAAAAAUGCAAUAAAAUCGAAUUCUCGUAUUGUACUGCAUUUUGA
Dracunculus medinensis (Guinea worm) is the source of this 441-nucleotide messenger RNA. The record is from the annotation of a GenBank genome assembly. Lineage: Eukaryota; Metazoa; Nematoda; Chromadorea; Rhabditida; Dracunculidae.